AGCGAGGCGUGACCCAUUCGGCGAGCGCUGUGAGGGGAGUGUAUGUGUGACAGAGAGAUAAGAGGAGGGAGGAGGCGAGCGGAGGAGGAGGUGGAGGUGCCGAGCAGCAGCAGCAGCAGGAGGAGGAGGAGGAGGAGGGCGACGAGCAUCGCCACCGAAGACGCCGCCGCCGCCGCGGAACAAGCUGUGCCCUCUCGCUCGAGCCCCGCAGCCGGGUCGGCGCGCUUCCCCCAUCGCCCGUGAGCCUGGGGAACCUGCAGCUCAAAGCUUCCGCCAGCCACAGCACCAUGUAUCCCGGGAACAAGCGGAAAAAGGUCUGGAGGGAAGAGAAAGAGCGUUUGUUGAAGAUGACACUAGAGGAGAGGCGUAAAGAAUACAUACGAGAUUACGUUCCUCUGAAAGACAUUCCAACAUGGAUGGAAGAAAUGAAGAGCAAGACCCAAAGUGAUGAAAACACCCAGGAACCUUUGCUGGAGAAGAAAAAUCUGAGUGAGAAAGUCUCCCUCUACAGAGGUGAUAUCACGGUGCUUGAGAUUGAUGGCAUAGUUAAUGCUGCUAAUUCAAGUCUUCUCGGAGGUGGCGGUGUUGAUGGCUGUAUUCAUAGAGCAGCCGGCCCCUGUCUAGUCGCUGAAUGUCGCAACCUGAGUGGCUGUGAAACUGGACAAGCAAAAAUUACUUGUGGUUAUGACCUGCCCGCAAAAUAUGUCAUUCAUACUGUGGGCCCUAUAGCACGAGGACAUAUUAGUGAUAGCCAUAAGGAAGACUUGGCAAAUUGCUAUAAGUCCUCCCUGAAAUUGGCCAAAGAGAACCUCAUCAGAUCUAUUGCGUUCCCGUGUAUUUCAACAGGAAUUUAUGGUUUUCCAAACGAGCCAGCUGCAAUCGUUGCACUUACCACAAUCAAGGAAUGGUUAAGCAAGAAUUAUCAUGAGAUGGAUCGUGUCAUUUUUUGUGUAUUUUUGGAGGUUGACUACAAAAUUUACAAGAAGAAAAUGAAUGAAUUCUUCCCUGCAGAGGGAGUGGAGCAGAAAGGCCAGUCUCCUUCACCCGUGAAAUGCAAAGCAAAGCAAUCUGAGGACCUGGAGGACGAUAAUGAGGGUGACAACGUCACAGAGGCUAAGCAAAGUGCCGAUGAAAUCGAGAGUCAGAGUCAAGAAGCAGAUGAGGCAAAACCUACCGUUAUAAACAGCUCAACAGAUGGAGGAGAGAAGGAAAAAGAAUCCUCCCAAGAUGCCAAAGCUACACAAGAACAUAACCCAAUGCCUCAUGAAGUCUGUGAACAAGAUCAAGCUGACGGACACCAAGAUGAAUCCACAGAGGUUGAAAUGAACACUCAGACAGAUUCUCAAGUCUCCUACAUGGAAGCAGAAGAGACUUUGAUAACCCAGGAGGAGACCAUACCAAAAGAGAAACCACAGGCGCCCGAGGUAGAUAGAACUAAUCAAGAAAACAAAGGGGAAGAAAAAGGAGCAGAAGAAGAGAAAGGGAAACAUACUGCAGAGCCGGUGCAACCCGAAGGUCCAUGUGAUACAGAAAACAUUUCAAGUAAUGACAUUGAAAUGAAUAGUCAGGUUGAAGACAUAGAUGAACCUACAGAAUCCCAGGCAGACAAUUAAUUUGUAGACGACCAUGAUGAGAGAAGAAGAGAAGAGGAGAGUGGAACAAGAACUGCAGUCAGUGGUGCACUAUAUGACAACUUUAUGACUAGCAGACAACAGCACACCAAGGAGAGUGCGGGGUGGGGGGAGGGGGACUAAGGAGAAGGAUCCUUUACAUUCAUUUCUCUUCUUUGUUUCGUUGUUCAGUACACAACAUGAAGCUUCUCUACUUUGGUUACGAUGUCCUGGUUCAAUCUUCUUUGCUUCAACCCUGUAUGUUUUUCACCUUCUUUUGAAAACCUAAGCCCCUCUGCAGAAUAUGUAUACACACACACACACACACACACACACACACACACACACACCCUAAAUAUUAUUUCUUAGCUCUAAUACAUCUUCAAGGCAACAUAUGCAAAUGACCUUUAAACGUCGUUAAAAAUCCUCAGAGGUUUACGGGUUUGUUCCAAGGGAUUACAAAGUGCUUGCAUCAGCAGCUUCCCAAACCCAUACGCUGAUGCCGGCAAUGUUUGUAUCCUUUGCCAUACUGGUACUUGUCAGCCUGUCAAUGUCAGUGCCUCAUAGUGUUCAGCUUGUUAUACUUUUCUAUGGGCAGCGGGGAAAGUGUAAGAACUAGAAAUGCAUAGAGGCUUUAUGCUAUAGAGUUUCUAGACUAACUUGACUUUUCAUAUGACAAUCAAUUACGUAGUUAGCAAAUCCUUUGCUAAACUACUCACAGCAUGAAACAUUUUUGUACUCCAACUGUGUUGCCACACGGCCCAAUAUUUUAUUGUCUAGUAGAUAAAUAGGAACCGCUACAGCGGGAAGGUAAACGGCGUUUCCAUGUGCUGCUCUGGUUUGCCAGAAGCGGCUUUGUCAUGCUGGCCACAUGACCUGGAAGCUAUGCGCCAGCUCCCUCGGCCAAUAAUGCGAGAUGAGCGCGCAACCCCAGAGUCGGUCACGACUGGACCUAAUGGUCAGGGGUCCCUUUACCUUUACCUUUAAUGGUCAGUUAGAUACAGAACAUUACUGUCAUUUUUGGUGCCCUCUGAUGAGAGGGAGAGCUGAUAUUCUGCAUCUAGCACAUUAUAAAAUGUGGCUUCUGGCUUUAACAAUUUCUUGUCAACUCUUGUUAUAUUUUCAACUGCAUAUGCACACUUUUUAAUACAUAAAAAUGCAAUUAACAGUUAUUUGGUGACGAAUGUUGUACCAUAUGUCAUCUGUUCUGCUCGCAAAUGCUGUGCUUGACUUAAAAACAAGAAUUUUGCAUUCAUUUUUCAACCACACUGGAAAUUAAAAUGAUACCCUACUUGCAAGAUUGAAAGAACACACAGCAUGAGUCCAAGGUUUGAUAUUCUGAAAACUAUUUUCCAACUGCUGUUAAAAACAAUUAGAGGAAUGUUUUUACAUUAUGAGAUUCUGGUUUAACUUAUUAUGCAUAGACACAAUCUUCCACAGUCCUAAAAUAAUUUUAGGAAUUUUCAAAACAGCAAAACCCCAAACAAUAAAGGGGUCGUGUGUGUGUGUGUGUGUGUGUGUGUGCGCGCGCAUGCAUUUAUGUGAAAUGAAGCUAAAAUCUAUCAGCCCAUCUCUCCCCCCCCCCAGUUUUGCCAACUUGAAUUUGUAACAAAGUAGUAAACAUAUUUUAAGCUUCCACAAUUGUAUAUGGAAAUAUGAAUUAGUUUACCGCAUGCCACAUAGGUGGGUUACCAAGCCAAGGCUGCUGUUUCCAUUGUGAUCUAUAGUUGUGUUGCCAAUUAAGCAACAUUUAUGUAUGGGCAGGGGGAAGAAACACUGUGCUAUGAAAAGAUGGCACCGUCCAUUGCUAAUUUCAACUGUCAUUUUCAACCAUCCGUUGCGGUGAUGUCCAGAAAGUAAGAUUUUUUCCCAUCUGGAUUCACACAGGCAUUAAUGAAAUCAGCAUUAAUAUGAACCUCGGUUCCCUGUAUAAUAAAUUGUAUGGGUUACAUUUAAAUCCAUGCCGUCUGAUAUUUUGCUAUACUUACCGUGUUUCUCAUAUUUUAAGGCAUCCCCAAAAAAUAAGCCAUGACAGGAUUUCUAAGGGUUGGUGAAAAAUAAGACAUACCCCGAAAAUAAGCACUAUCGCAAAGCCCCGACCGAGCGAGAGGCGAAGGCGCGGGACCCAGCAGGAGCUCCCUGCCUGCUUCCCCGAGCCGUAGCGCAUCGGGGGACAGAGCCGAAGAUCGGCGGGCGCUCCUUGCUGGGCUUG
Molecule: messenger RNA, 3822 nt
Organism: Zootoca vivipara (common lizard)
Lineage: Eukaryota; Metazoa; Chordata; Lepidosauria; Squamata; Lacertidae
Gene: MACROD2
Product: mono-ADP ribosylhydrolase 2
Biological process (GO): peptidyl-glutamate ADP-deribosylation; DNA damage response; purine nucleoside metabolic process
Cellular component (GO): nucleoplasm
Molecular function (GO): ADP-ribosylglutamate-[protein] hydrolase activity
Source: RefSeq, a predicted model, not a curated record